Messenger RNA from Puccinia graminis f. sp. tritici CRL 75-36-700-3, 1416 nucleotides. RefSeq lists its product as uncharacterized. The record is from RefSeq and is a predicted model, not a curated record. The transcript has 6 exons. Bases 1 to 1416 code for a protein of 471 amino acids. NCBI's taxonomy places the organism in Eukaryota, Fungi, Basidiomycota, Pucciniomycetes, Pucciniales, Pucciniaceae.
AUGACAUACCAGCCCUUUCACCCCAACUUCUCUCCACUCCCUGCCAGCUCGCUUGCAAACUCGGGCCUCGGAGACCCAUCACAUGUCUCAGAUCCUUCAUUUGGCCUUUCUCGGUAUCAUCCCAACCAAUCUUACGAUGGUCACUCAGCGCCGAAUACCCUCAAUCAGCUCAGUGAUGGCCAACCAAGCAGUCAGCAACCUCGAGGCCUUCAGUACACUCCUGUACCAUCUCAAUUUCCUAACAUCAACCGACGACCCCCCGGAAGCUCAGUCGGACCAAACGAACCCCCCCCACCGCCUCUCAAUCAAACUCAACAUGCCUCAUUGAAUCAAAGUAGCAUCGGGCAUACAUCCUCCUCAACUCGUCCCCUUGAUCACAACCGAGGUCUUGACAUUGACACGGCGGUUUCACCAACUGGGUCCAGCAAUCGAGGCCGUUCUAAUGCGUCAAGUGUAGCUUCUGGUGAUCAAGGCCAUCCUGCUUCAUCGAACGGAUCUCAGCAAGGAGACCAAGAUCCAACUAGUACUAGUUCCUUGACCGUUUCAUCCAGCCUCAGCGGCGAACUCCAGCGACUCAAAUCUUUGCUACAGAUCCAACUCACACCGCAGCUCUCUCAGACUAUACAGCAACUCGCUCAUGCCACCGCUCAUGCAUACAAUGUUUUGAAGCUGCCUUCCCACCUCCUAUCAGUUGCAGGCCUCAUGAUUGCAUUAUCGAGGCCUACUGCUAAUCUAGAACCAAGUCAGCAGUUGAGCCUGCCCAACCACACCCAGCCAUUUGAAUUUGGAAAUGCCAUUCGAGUAAGUCAUCUCACUAUGCUUACUACUUCACUCGACUUCACCGUCAUUAAACCAGAACUAGAAUUAUUUGCGCGCGAAAACUUGAGCGAUCUUCCUGAGAGGGGAUUUGGAAUCGAAGCAAUUGAGGAAGAGGGCAGCGAGUUCAUUAAAACCCAUCUUCCUCCUGGGAGCAUGCAGAUGUUGGCAGGCAUUGUGGAAGCCCCAGCAAACUACAGAUAUUUGCCUGAAACAGCUCCAACACUCACUCAGCUUAUCCUUCUCGUCCAUCGAAACUUUAUGCCAUCCUUGGAGAAACGAUCGGAUGAAGCAAUCAUCAAAGAGUUACCCGACACUACGGCGGUACGGUUUACAUACCUGCGAUUUCAACUUGCCAGGCACCGUUUUCAGGCAAACGGUCAGAACCAAAGGAUCACCAACUGGAAGAUUAUCGACCGCGACUUGGAAACCUUGAGGAGCAAGUCAUCUGGAUACCAGGUAGCUCAUACACAGCUCAUUGCCGAAAAAGAAAAAAGACUGUGGGGCCGCAGAAUCGGCAAAUUUCAAGCCUCGGACUUCGAGAUGCCAACAGUGACUGAAAUCAACAACCGCAUUGCGGAGUCGGCACGGAACAAUUAA